AUGAAGCUCGCCGUGUGCCUGCUACUCGGUGCCGUCGCAAGUACAAAAGCGGACUAUGGGUCAUCGUCGGGGCUCACCAUUUGUCCGUCCCUGUGCACGGAUCUGUUCGCACCUGUGUGCGGUUCCGACGGUGUCACGUACUCGAACGACUGUUAUCUGCUCCUCGCAGACUGCGAAAGCGCAGCGAGGAUCACCAAAGUGUCCGAUGGAAAAUGUCCCACCUCUGGUUCUGGAUGCUCGGGCGUGUGUCCUAAGAUACUCAAGCCCGUAUGUGGCUCUGAUGGGGUCACGUACCCGAACGAGUGCUUACUGGGAGUCGCCGACUGUGAAUGCUCUGAUGACAUCACCAAAGCUUACGACGGAGAGUGCCUCACUGAGACGACGCCGUCCUCGACUGAUGGCAGCGAAGAAUGCAACGACGUGUGCCCCGAGAACUUCCAACCUGUCUGUGGGUCGGACGGCGUAACCUACUCAAACGACUGCACCCUCGAAUAUGCCCAAUGCACGAGUGGCGGUGUCAUUACCAAAGUGUCUGAAGGAGAAUGUUCCUCAUCUGGAUAUGGCUCUGGCUGCUCGGAAGUUUGUCCCGAGGUAUUUGAGCCCGUAUGUGGUUCUGAUGGGGUCACGUACUCCGACUCGUGCUUCCUCGGGAUUGCUACCUGCAAGGACCCGAGCAUCGUGCUGGCUCAUGAUGGAGCUUGUGGCGUCGACCCGGGAAGCUACGAGAUGGGCCCUUCGACCGAUUCCAGCGAGAGUACCGGCUGCCCCGACGUCUGCAUCGAGAUAUUUAGACCUGUCUGCGGUUCGGACGGGGUCACUUACGCCAACUCGUGCUUCCUUGGUAUCGCUAGCUGCCACGACCCCAGCAUUACCUUAGCUCACAAUGGAGCUUGCGGUUCCACUGGUGGUGAAGGCAGCUACGCGACGACCAACCCUCCGACUGACUCGAGUGAGAGUACGAGCUGCCCCGAUGUGUGCAUUGAGAUCUUCAGGCCUGUAUGUGGCUCUGACGGUGUCACGUACGCCAACUCGUGUUUCUUAGGGCUCGCCAGCUGCGAAGACCCGAGAAUCGCUCAAGCCCACGAGGGACCUUGCACCACUUAUGGAGGGGGCUACGAGACAGACAAUUCGACUGACUCGAGUCAAGAAACCACCGAAGCUUCCUCAUGCCCGGACAUCUGCCCCGCCAUCUACGCUCCUGUGUGCGGCUCAGAUGGCGUCACUUACAGCAACGAGUGUCUGUUGAACAUCGCUAGCUGCAACCACCCAGAGCUUAAGCUCACGAAAGCUUCCGAUGGAGCUUGCUCGCCAGAUGAGUGCAAAACCGCUUUCUAG
Molecule: messenger RNA, 1335 nt
Organism: Phytophthora infestans T30-4
Lineage: Eukaryota; Oomycota; Peronosporomycetes; Peronosporales; Peronosporaceae
Product: protease inhibitor Epi11
Exons: 1
Coding region: 1-1335 (444 amino acids)
Molecular function (GO): protein binding
Source: RefSeq, a predicted model, not a curated record